Molecule: messenger RNA, 3388 nt
Organism: Pelobates fuscus (common spadefoot toad)
Lineage: Eukaryota; Metazoa; Chordata; Amphibia; Anura; Pelobatidae
Gene: DCDC2
Product: doublecortin domain containing 2
Exons: 11
Coding region: 213-1595 (460 amino acids)
Biological process (GO): neuron migration; intracellular signal transduction; regulation of cilium assembly
Cellular component (GO): microtubule; kinocilium; microtubule organizing center
Source: RefSeq, a predicted model, not a curated record
UACACAGGCACUGGCUGUCAGCAGACAGGCUCUGCAAGGAGCUUUUACCAGCAUUUUGCAUUGCUCACAUUGCCACUGAUGUGCUGCUAUCCAGACAGCCAGUUGCCCAUUUAGCCCAUACUGAGAGGGGUAUUGCUGCCUUUGUACAGGAGGAGUGAGAGCUCUAAUCUUCAGCCCUUAUCAGGUGACUCCCAUCCUAGGGUGCAGAGAGCAUGCAGCCAGCACAGGCAGCCAAUGGGGGGGCUCGCACCAUGGCCCCCCUGGACCACCAGCCUGCUGUCAAGACAGUGCUGGUUUAUAGGAAUGGAGACCCUUUUUUCCGUGGCCGCCGCAUGAUCAUCCACGAAAAACGAGUCGGGACCUUCGAAGUUUUCAUGAAGGAUGUGACAAGUGGGGUGCAAGCUCCCUUUGGGGCAGUCAGAAACAUUUACACCCCAAGAAAUGGGCACAAGGUGAAUGCCCUGGACGACCUGCACACCGGAGCAUGCUAUGUGGCAGGAGGGAGAGAAACUUUCAAAAAGAUGGACUAUUUGCAUAUUGGGGAGGUAAAGAAAAGGACCGUGGAUCCCAUGAGCCAGUCACCAACAGAAGAUGUAAAGCCAGUUUCUCAUAGCAGAAUCAAUGUUUCUGCAAGAUUUCGGAAAACUGUACACGAGCCAUGCACGGUUUUUUUAAUUGCAAAUGGAGACUUACUGAAUCCAGCCGUGCGUCUCUUGAUUCCCAGAAGAAUCAUUGAUCAGUGGGAACUAGUUCUUGCAAUGGCUACAGACAAAAUAAGACCCAGAAACGGAGCUGUGCACAGGUUAUACAACUUGGAAGGAACACUUAUCAAGGAUGGCUCAGAACUUGAGAAUGGGCAAUUUUAUGUGGCAGUUGGCAGGGAGCGGUUCAAAAAGCUUCCCUACUGUGAUCUGAUUUUUUCAAAGUCAAUGAGGAGGGCGCAUGGCUCUAAGGCGUCUUCUUUGCCUCCUAUAAAUGGAUUCCGGAAAUCAAAGGAAAAUAGAAAUGAACGUCAAACUAAAUCUACAGGUGGUUCCAGUGAUGCUGUAGAUAAUCUGAUAUCUCCUCAACCGCCUAAAGCAAAAGGAAAGAAACCCCAGGAGCCGCCAGUACCAAACAAACCUGUCCAAGUGAGACUGAACAAUGGCCAACUUGUCUCUGACGAUGCCUAUGAAGAGAAUGAUGAUGGCAUUUUCAAAGCUUCUGAAGACAGAUCAGAAAUGUGGGGGGCAACAGAAGUUCAGGAAGAUGAAAACACUAAAGUGGAGGUUCCGGUUGAUCAGAGAGUGGCUGAAACAGUAGAGGAAGAGGAGAAGAAUGAAGAAGAAAAUGAUGGUGCAGAUGUAGAUGAAGGAGAGGAAGAUGAAGUAGAUGAGCGAAAUAAUGACAAUCAUGAGAAUCAUCAUGGGGAUGAAGCUGAUGAAGCUGAAGAAGCGGUAGAAGCUGAGGAAGCUGAUGAAGCAGUAGAAGCUGAGGAAGCAGAGGAUCGUAGCAUGGCUGAAGACUCACUCCCAAGACCAACAUCAUCAAGACUUCUGGAAAAAGUAUCGACUCCCAACAAAACAGAGAAAAAUGAAUUUGUUACAGUAGCUUAGAAACAUGCAAGAAAUACAAUCUAUUGAACAAUGCUACCUUGAUACUUGAAUCUGCACAUUUUUUUUAUUAAGUCAUUGUAUACAAGCUAAGAUUUUAAGAUGCUGUUAGUUUUAAAUUAGUGUGUUUAUAUAUAUACACACACACACACACACAUAUUUGUAUAUGCAUAUUUACACGCAGAAAUGUUCUCUUCUAUUACACCUUUGCAUAUACUAAUGGAACAGUGCACUGUUUCUAAAAAAAAACUAAAUGGAAAAAAAAAGGAUUAUUUUGUAACUUUUAUGAAGAGUUUUAUUUUACAGGGCAGUUGUGUUACUCUAUUGAGGUAUUUAUUAGGGGCUUUUAUAUUGCCAGAUAUUUUUAGGAAACAUAUUUUGCCAAGCCAUAUCAUUGAUUAAAAAAAUGGAAACAUUGCACUAUUCCAUAUAAAAACCUUUCUAUUAUUUUAAUGUUUUCAGAAGCACGUGCGGCAUCUUCGUAUUUGUUGUUUUAGAUCCCACUUUAAUUUCAGUUAUAUAUGUCCAGAUACAGAUUCAUAUUGUAGAACUGCACUGAUGGAAACUCCAACAGAUGGAAUGUGUAAUUAUUAAUACCAGACGUUGGCUUUUUGUGAGUCCUCCGAGCGGUUUACCCAUAGAUAGACCAUUCAAUAGAAUAGAAAACUCUGUAUAUUUGACCACUCUCACAACUCAGGUAAUGCUACAACAUGCACAUUCCUAGCAGUUAACUUGGCAGGAGAUCUAGAAAUGAUGGAUCUUGACAAUAUUCAUGUUAGGUUUAUAGGAGAGUUGCUAUGACGCUCAUAGAUUAGUAAAUACCUUACACUGAUUAUUACCAUGUCUCAAUAAUUUUUCCAGUAGUUAGUCUGCACAGUAUGGUGCAGUACUUGUAGUAACAGGCUUAUAGACACAUUUGCAAUACUAUUCUGGUUUGUAUAUUGAGUACCUGUAGUAAUAGAGUUAUAGACACAUUUACAAUACUCUUAUUCUGAUUUUUAUAUUGUAAGACUAGGGCAGAUGGAAUCACCGGGGACAUUAGUUGGGAACUUACUAAGUUUGGCAUAAUUUAUGUCCAACUUGGCUCUGAGAAAUAGUGUAGAAUGCCAUGUUCUACUGAAAUAUAGCUCCUGGUAUGGGGUGUCAAACUAGAGAGCUAUUUUUGUAUAUUUGGCACAGGUCCUAUAAUGUUAAUUGUUAAAACAAUAUGUCUAUAGAUUACAGGCUAAUACUGUACAUAACCUAACACCACAUCUGGGACUUAUUUAGUACACAAGUACAUUUAGUUUGACUUCAUUUUAACAAUAACCAGUUGCUUUAGAAUUAUAUUAUCAGCUACAUAUGAGGAUACUGGCAGUGAUGUCAUACCAAUUAUAUAGUGGUGAUAAUAGCAUUCUAUGUCCUGUCCAACAUGUUGUUUACGGUAGUCACCAAAGUGAAUGCUCUAACAUUUAUAUAGCCUGGCGUCCUUGUAAAAUGUGUUAUGUAAUACUCAUUAAAUAGGAAUCGUUUCCGCACCGACUUAGGAAGACGAAUGUCAGAGAGGACUUAAAAAAUAGAAAUGAAUGUUAAAUGAUUCUAUCAAAGGAGUCCAGAAUUACAUUGUAACUUUCCCUCAAUAAUCUGUCCUUUUACUGAAAGUUAAAUAUUGCAGCAAUGAUGAUAAAAUGCAGAGAAUGUACUAGUGGAGAUUACUCUGUACUCUCAACAUGAAUACAAAAGAGACAAUUUGUAUCCAUCUGGGCAGAUUUAAUCUGACCUAUUUUGUUAAUGGCUCCGAAUGCAAGUGAUAUGAA